AUGCAAUACACGAUACUGCGAAGUUUGCUUUUCAAUGCCCAUGGUAUGCAGUCGAAAAAUGAAAAAUCAACUCUACUAGGAGGAGACGAGCCUGAACAGAAAGAAAUAGUUGAUCAAUCAAAAGGUGCUAGACCAAAAGUUCGCAAUCCUAAGGAAGCCAAACGCAGACGUUACGCCUCAAAACAAGCUAAAAGUCUAUCAAAACCCAAACUUUUGGAAAGCGUAUCUGAGACCGAAGAAUCGCAAUCUUUGCUGUCCAGAAGUUCCAAGACAGAAUCGGAUUUAAAUAGCAAAGGACAAGAGUUUUUCGGUGUACGAUCCUACGUUCACACAUUCUACGAAGCCAUGGCUAUGGACAAUGUUCCAGACGAACCCAGAUGUCACUUCUACAGUGGCAAUUUUCGAACGCCGCUGAGGAAGAGGCGCAAGCAAGUGCUGUGCUGGCGACUGACCUUCUUUACUGGCCUGCUGAUUCUGUGCGUGGGUCUGACAGCGAUCCUGGUCGGAUUCCUGGUGCCAAGAAGAAAGGAGGUGGUUAACAUCCAAGAAGACAUCGAGAUCAUAGAUCGUGUGGAUCAAGCCUUCAAUCGCGAUCUGCAGCUCUGCAAGGUGGUCGGAAUUGCUUUGUUCUGCACGGGAGGGCUGAUAGUGGCCGCAGUCCUCCUGGCCAUGAUCGCCAAGAUGCCUAAACGUGAUGACCCAGUGGAAGAGAUUCCAAUGACUGAGCCUGAUCGUGGGCCUACUUCACCUGUGGGUACAAAGGUACCAGCAACUGAAGAACUAAAACCAGUGCAGCCGAAAAGAAUGGAUGCGGAAAAACUAGUCAUGACUCAUGCAGGUUUAUGCCAAUUGCCAUAA
Uloborus diversus is the source of this 858-nucleotide messenger RNA. Its product is annotated as neurensin-1-like. The coding region runs from base 1 to 858 and encodes 285 amino acids. The transcript is spliced from 3 exons. Gene Ontology annotation, biological process: nervous system development. The record is from RefSeq and is a predicted model, not a curated record. Gene Ontology annotation, cellular component: neuron projection; neuronal cell body; transport vesicle. Lineage: Eukaryota; Metazoa; Arthropoda; Arachnida; Araneae; Uloboridae.